AUGCCUGUCACGUCUGCCGCGUCCGAACAAAGCUUUCCUGCUUCACCGCAGAGGGAUCCAUGUCCUACCAAGCCUGCUACUUCAGUCGCGCCCGAACAAUCGCAGAGGGAUUCAUGUCCUACUGAACCUGCCAUUCCUGACGCGCCCGAACAGAGCUUUUCCGCCUCAGCCGACCAGUCGCAGAGGGAUUCAUGUCCUACCACGCCUGCCACUCAUGCCUUACUUGAUCUUCCGGUUCUAUCUGCGCAGCAGAGGGAAACAUGUCCUAGCAUACCUGCUGCAUCAGAAGAGAGCGUCCCGGAUCUCGGAGGCUUGACUUCACCUGCCGUACCAGACGAGAGCUUUGCGCGCUCCAACAAGUUCACUUCACCUUCACAGCAGAGGGAUCCAUGUCCUAGCACACCUGCUGUGUUAGAAGAGAGCUUUUCACGCUCCGAGCGCUCCACUUCGCCUGUACAGCAGACGUUUUCACGUCCUACCUCACCUCAUCCACCAGAACAGCAGAAUCCUGAAGCACCCGAGUCAGAUGCGCAGUUCGCUCACACGAACGUCGGUGCUACCUCUCCCACAGAGUCUGCUGUGGAGUACCUGCAACAGACUGCGGCUUCCGAUCGCAGCAAUCUUGAUGACGACCUCGCUACUCGCUUCGGCCCAACGAUUAUCUGCAGUCUGUGUAAGGUGGAGAAGUAUUCGCCAUUCACCGAGUGGCUACUCUGCCCCAUAUGCGAUUCAGGAAAAUUCGUCAUGUGCAGCAUGUGCUACAAGAAGAACCACUGGUGCCCUUCCUCCCGUCAAGACUCUCACACCCUCAAAAGGAUGAACGUUGUUAUGGAGAUUGAUUGGGGAUCAGAGUCUGAUGAAGAAAUCUCACCGGAAGAGGAAUUAUUUGGCUUCAAGAUGGAAGAUCUCAGGUUCACAUACUCGGGCUCAGAAGAGCGAUUUUCCAUGGCGCAGUACCGUACCAACAAUGUGAUGCCCCCAGGCUCUGAGACGGAUCAGCUGCAUUCCUUCAAGGCAAUGCAGAACUAUCAGCGAGGCAAUGAAAUGGUCAAACUUGGCGCUGAUGCUGACAUGGGUUUCAAUCUUCGGUCCACCGAUCAACCAUUCACAUGGGGCGACAUUGAGUUAGACAAGCAACUUUCCGAAAAUCUCCGCCAUUUGGGCAUCCGCGCACACGACGAUCUCCCCAUUCAAUUGAUGAAGGCGGUUCUAAACGACUUUCGCAAUAUCGGAGCCCACAUCCCCUAUGACAUGGGUAAGAUGACUGGAAUGGUCACCACCCUGCUGGCUGCGACAAUUCUGCACAACAAAAAGUUAGUGGAGAACACCAGCGAGGGCGAGUUGCUCCGCAUCCGGAAUCUACGGCGUCGUGCACCCGUCUGCAUCAUAGUCACACCCACACAUGAACUGGCUAUCAAAAUCUACGAUAUGCUGACGAAACUCGCCCAAUGGACUACCGUUACCAUCUCUCUCGCGAUUGGUGGCCAGAAAAGCCGACCCAGGGUCACAGAUAUCGUCGUGGGCUGUCCCGGAAAGCUUCACCAUUUAGCCCAAGACUAUUUCACAGGCCCCGCCAAGUUCAUCGCAAUUGACGAGCCGAAGAAUUUGAUGGACAAAAAAUGGAAGGACACAAUACACAACAUGUGCUGGAAGUUCCGUGGCGCCGACGAACACACGAGGUUCCUCUUUCUAAGUGGGGAGCCCUUCGAUCAAAGCACGUACGAGGGCUGCAUGAAGCUUAUGGGCUAUCUGAUUCCAGAUGACGAACACCGCAAUUCUCAUGCGUCUGAAGGUACUCAAUCAGAUGAUAAGACCGUACCCAUUAUCAUCAAACCAAUCGCCGUUUCCGAAAGACACGAAGGUGCUCUUAAGCAACAUUUUCUGUGCGCAAGGACAGACGAAGAGCGCCAAUCUCGUCUGGUCACUCUCCUUCAACACGCCUUAACGAAUGAGUGCCGUUAUGCUUAUCAGAAGAUGUUGGUUUUCACCAACCACACCAAAGAGGUUGAUCAAUUGGUGUGCGACAUUGGCAAGAAGUACGGGAGCUUGGGGCAAAUCGUCUAUGGUCGUCACAGCAAACUAAAGCAAGUCAAGAGAGAAAAAGUCUUGGAUGACUUCAUCAAAGGCCACUGGAAGGUGCUAAUCACGACUCCUAGCUUAGCUGAUGGUAGCAUCAUCGAGGGAGUGGAUGUGAUCAUCCAUUAUAGGCUUCCAAAGGACCUGUAUCGCACCAUCAGCUCGAAGACCACUUCUAAAGGCGAACUCAAGCUCGAGGCGUAUAUCAAGAGGAAUCGCUGCGCCGGCCGUGUGGGAAACCGCGGAACUUCCUAUGCGUUGUACGACGAGACGGACAGUGACCUCUUCACUCCUCUUGCAGUGUAUUUGGAGCGCAGCGGACAAGUUGGAGAUGCGGUACAGACCGUGAAACGUUUCGAAGAUGGAGACUCGUUUUGUCAGAAACUAACUCCCCCCGCCUCACUGGCACACUAUGAGAACCAAAGAAACACAACGUCACAUGCCAAAAGCCAGAGAGUACGAAACUCGUUAGCCUAG
Messenger RNA from Lasiodiplodia theobromae, 2553 nucleotides. RefSeq names its product DEAD/DEAH box helicase. Gene Ontology annotation, molecular function: nucleic acid binding; ATP binding. Bases 1 to 2553 code for a protein of 850 amino acids. The transcript has 2 exons. NCBI's taxonomy places the organism in Eukaryota, Fungi, Ascomycota, Dothideomycetes, Botryosphaeriales, Botryosphaeriaceae. The record is from RefSeq and is a predicted model, not a curated record.